Amblyraja radiata (thorny skate) is the source of this 7406-nucleotide messenger RNA. RefSeq names its product gamma-taxilin. Gene Ontology annotation, molecular function: syntaxin binding. Gene Ontology annotation, biological process: regulation of cell cycle. The record is from RefSeq and is a predicted model, not a curated record. Lineage: Eukaryota; Metazoa; Chordata; Chondrichthyes; Rajiformes; Rajidae. The transcript is spliced from 10 exons. The coding region runs from base 11 to 1561 and encodes 516 amino acids.
CCGUCACAUCAUGGCGACGCGGAUCGUACAGGAGGCGAGCAGGCUGGAUCUGAGAGGCAAGGACGGAGAGUUUGGAAGUGAAACCAUGGAAACUCAGGAGAUUUGCAGACUGGAUGUGGCUGCCAGAAGUUUGUUGGUGAGUGGGUCCUGCACCAACUCUGAGCCGGUCCUGCAGCCGAUGGACAGUACCGCCAACUUAAUUGGGAAUAGGUGCAACCUGCACCAGGCUUGCUACACUGGAAACAACGGGCUGCGGUCUGCCGUGCCCACCUGCGUCACGCUGGAAACAAGAGGGGAGAUACCUGGCAGCGAAGAGCUGCGAAUGGACCCGGCUGGGGGAGAGCAGCACCUGGUUCUGGAUAAGAUCAAGGAAAAGGCUCUAGGGAAGGAGGUGAUGUUGCUGAUGCAAGCAUUGAACACGCUUAGCACUCCGGAGGAGAAAUUAGCAGCCUUGUGCAAGAAGUAUGCAGACUUGUUGGAAGAGAACAGAAGUGUCCAGAAGCAAAUAAAACUACUUCAGAAGAAUCAGACGCAGGUGGCGAAGGAGAAGGUUCACUUGCAGAGUGAACACAGCAAGGCUAUUUUGGCUCGAAGUAAACUGGAGAGUCUUUGUCGCGAACUUCAGCGCCAUAACAAGACAUUAAAGGAGGAGAACCUGCAGCGAGCUCGCGAAGAGGAAGAGCGGCGCAAGGAAGUGACGGCACAUUUUCAGAUGACCCUCAAUGAAAUUCAGGCCCAGAUGGAGCAGCAUAACCUGCACAACACAAAGCUGCGACAAGAGAACAUUGAACUUGCUGAGCAGCUGAAGAAGCUCAUCGAACAGUACGAGCUGCGCGAAGAGCACAUCGACAAGGUGUUCAAGCACAAGGAAUUACAACAACAACUGGUUGACGCCAAACUACAGCGAACAACAGAGAUUAUGAAAGAGGUGGAUGAGGAACAUCACAGGGAGUUGGAGAUUCUGCUAAAAGAAGCCACUGAAUUGAGGCACACAUGUGAAUUCAUGAAGCGACAGGAGGGACAUCUGAAGCAACAGCUUUCACUCUAUAUGGAUAAGUUUGAAGAAUUUCAGACGACACUGGCAAAGAGCAAUGAGGUCUUCACGACAUUCAGGCAGGAAAUGGAAAAGAUGACCAAGAAAAUCAAGAAACUGGAAAAAGAAACCACAGUGUGGCGCACUAAAUGGGAGAACAAUAACAAAGCACUCUUACAGAUGGCCGAGGAGAAAACCCUUCGAGACAAGGAAUAUAAAGGUCUUCAAGUGAAACUGGAGCGGCUGGAAAAGCUUUGCAGAGCUUUGCAAACGGAGAGAAAUGAUCUGAAUAAAAGAGUGGAGGUUCUUCAGUGUCAGCUUUCAGGAAGCGAUGGGACCUUGAAUCUGACAGAAGAGGAAUACCAGGCUUGCAACUCACCAGAUUCCUCAGAAAUGGCUGAAGUGAACACAAUCAUUCAGGAAGGAGAAGGAAACCAGUCUUGUGUUCCAGCUAUUUUAGAUCAAAAGUGUUCAACUGGAGAUCUAGAAAAUGCUGUGAUAGCUUCAGGCAUUGAUUCUGUUGACUAAAGUUAUCUGCUUUAAAAAGAAAUUAUGUGGAGUUAUAUAUUUUUGUGUAAUUAUUGUUUGACUUGUUCUUGGUACUUAUUGGCUUUGUGGUGAGAAUUUCUUACACAUUUUUCUACCAUAUCUGUAUUUUCUUAGGGGAUAAAAGGAAUUUAUGUGGUUCUGGUAGCUGUAUGGUGGGUCAAGUUUAGUCUCCUUUAUAAAUAUUCAUAAUGCUUCAUUUUUUAAUGUUUUUUUUGGCAUUGACAUCCACCUGGAUACUUUCAAUACUUGUUCUGAGAUGUGAACAUUUUCAUGUAAUUUAACUAACAUAUGAGUUUUUUUUAAUGCAAAGUGAUAUUCCAACAGUGUUAACUUCAAUCGGGUUUAUUUGGGAUGAGCUUCCACAGUUUAGAUUGUUUCCUGAUGCUAUAUCUUUCAACUCCAGACCUCCGAUAAAAAGCAACGCUGUUGCUUGGUUGAAACUCCGAGAGGAUGUAGGACCAGUUAAAGCAUGAAAGAAGUAAGAGUUGGGCAUAGGUAUAAUGUAUCACUUCAGAUGGGCAUAAAUUGAUAGGAAACAAGUUGAGAGUUUGAAAUAUUCUGCAGAGUUGCAGGUUUUUCCAUAUCUUUAGUUCAUUGAGCCUUUUGCAGAUUUGUACCACUUGUUGAAUUCCACUGUCCAAUAUCCAUUAAUUGUCCUACUUAAUUACACCCUGAAUCUGUGAGGAACUGUGAGUGCCAUUCAUUCUACUUUUCUCUUUUCUGCAGUAAAGUAGUACAAAGCUUACAGGGAUUUUGACUCUCGAUUAUUAGUGUUGGGAUCAAGUUAUUCUUGCAGUUUUUGUUAAUUUGAGAGAAGACUGACCCUGAUUUGCAUUUUAGCAACUUUUAAAAUUUGAUCUUUGUAACCUAUUUCAUCAAGCCAUUUCUAUUUUUGAGAAUAAUGGGGAAAACUUUCCUCUAGAAUAUUUAAUGUAGCCAUGGCACCUCAGGAUUUGAACCUAGACCAAAGCUAAGGGUCAUCUUGUUUCAAGCUGUGAGCAUAGGUUUUGGCAUUUUUCAAUGAUGUUGAUGCUGGACACAGGUAUAUGGUGCACAGGAGUCAUGGGUUAGACUAUCCCCCUCAUUUGGAUCCGAAUGCCUGUUUUAGCUUCCCGAGGGUAUCAAAAGUAAAUUGUUAUCCCAGUUCUAGUGUGAGUUUGGUAUGAAAUGUUGACGUCUCUGGCAGAGUGGUAGAACAGAAUUUGAAUAUAAAUCUUUUAGAUACAAACUCAGGAUUGUGGGCAGGUUGAUAAGGUGGCUGAACUGAGCCUCAGUCUGGAAAGGCAAAUAACUGGUCUUUUAGCUUUUAAUAUACAUAAUUAUUUAUAACCUGUCCUCUGUUAUCUGAUCUAAGUAAUCAUAAGCUGCCCAAGGAUAUAAUUUUCAUUCAAGGAAUGAGCAGUUAUUAUGUAUUGUACUGCUCUUUUCUGAAUUCUCUUUCUGUCUUGCUGUUCAUUGAUUUAUCUCAGACUCGUAUUUGGUUUAGUAGUCCAUAACAUGGGACAUGGAUUUCUGUUCUUGCACUGUGAAAGAUCAGAUGGCUUUGGGCAACCAGUAUUUCUGCUCACGCAAUGUGCAUUUAAUUUGGAUGAGGAAUGAAAGACUGAAGGGUACGUUUUUCCAAAUUGGAUGUAUUUCUGGACAUAGUUUAAGAAUAGUUUUAUUUGCCCAUGCUGUUUCAUGUUUAUAGGUCUGAUCAACCUUGCUUCGGUAGAGGCUUUUCCUUCCUUACUUGAGCUUUGCUUAUGAUCUAAUGCAGCACUGCAGAAUCUGAAGCGCGUCUCUUUCUCUUCUGACAAAUUGGACUCUCCAGCAGCUGUAGUUCUUGUCUACCCGUGAAAUGUAUAUGAGCCUAUUUUAAUCAACACUAUCACAUCAUUAUAAAGAUCAUACAAAUCACAGAUGUUCUGGAAAUGGAGGCAGUGAAGAAUUUCUAACUAGGGAAGAAGUUUAUUCACUAAGGAACCAACACAAUUUUUAGUAGAUAUAGCACAGGAAGUUUCUUGUGAGUUGAUAUUUGGUGCAUCUUUCAUGUGAUGCUUUCUGGAAGUCCUUUUCCUUUUAGUAGAUCUCUCUUGGCUUUGGUGCUCAAUGAAAUGCGGUCACAAGUGACCGUGACUUUACAAGGCCUAGUAUUCCAUUUGGGAGGUAACUUGCGUAUUGUGUGCUUAAUGCUUACUUGUUUCCUUUUAAGGUGACCCUCAUUUUAUGUAAUCUGAAAUAUUUCACUUGAUUCUUGGGACACUUGCACUCUUUUUUCCCUCAUCCGACACCACAUCCUGAAGGAUGUUAUGAACCUACAGCUCUGUUGCGAAAGCUCUUCUUCAAAUAGAGCUUUACUUUAACCUCCAUACUAUUUGAAUUUAAACUGCAUUUGUGACCAGUAGAUCCAGAAAGGACUGUGUCCAGAUACCAAGGCCCCAAAUUAAUAACAAUCUUUAUGGCCAUCACUUUAAAUUGAGGCACAACCAUUUGUCCUCAGUUGCUGGAACACAGCAUGUGUUGCUUGGUGGCUGUGGAUAGUGCAAGUGAAUCAAGGCGAUUCCUGCAAUUAAUCUAGUGGUGCACAUAAAGAUGUUAUAUUUUGGAGCAAACUGAGCGGUACUUGCAGCCUGCAUCCACACUUGAGCACCAAGCAUAUAAGAUCUGGAUCACCUUUACAUACAGGAUAUUGUGGGAUCUUGCACAUGCAGGUGGCUAAAGAGCUUGGAUUACAUUGGGUGAUGGACUGCAGGGGAAUUAAGCCAUUGCUAACCCUUAUCCGGUUCAUUCUUACCUGUACCUUGUACCGUACGACCAUUUCCUGUAUUCUAGCACCAUAACACCCUGAUGUCAGAUUGGAAGAUGCCAGUGUAUGGCCAACAAAAGUGUAGUAUAUCCAUUUCAAACUGUCGAAACCAGUGAAACUUAUCUGGACUUCCACUGGUUGUGAUGUAAUCUCAAUCAGAUAAAUGUUACUUGCAAGCCCAUAUUAAAUUAGAUUUUAUUAAAUCUAGUUCAUAAACAAGAUCCCUUGUUUGAAUGAAAUUAGCGCCUUAAUUUAACUUUUCCGCACUAUACAAUUCAAAAAGUGACCCAUUUAUAUCAGGGAUCAUUUUUAUAUAGAGAUUAAUCAACCUAAUAUAUUUUAUUGAAAGUACAAAUUUGUGCAAUCUAUUCCCUCAGAUGGAUAGUUUCACCUCAUUUUCUAAUCAAUGCAUAAUAUUUGCACUUGUCCAGCAAAAUUACUGCCUACUUUAUAUAAAGUGAAAUUGUACAGGGGUGAAGCAGCUACUCACUACGUGAAUGAUACCAAUUCACGAGGUCGGUGAUGCAGUUCCUCGGCCAUUAAAGUGCUGGUUAAGAGAAUAUUGUAAGACUACAUUGUGCUGCUGUACCAUUGAGUAUUGACUACACACUCAUUGGUGACAUGUGUUUUUAUCUAGCAAAAUUGUCAUUCAUCUCAGCUUCAAGGAGGCAAUAUUGCCUAUUAGGUUAGGGAACACGUAAAAUCCUCUUCCUGUGAUUAACAUUUCCUUUUUUUUCCAAUCAAUUUUAAAGUAUAUACCUAAUGCAGUAUGGGACAAUAAAAUCCCGCUAGUCAACAUUAUCAAUCAAUCAAUCAAUCAAGAUGCGUGUGAUUUCCCUGAGUAAUACUUGAGUGAUUCCAAAUAUGCUUUUGUUGCGUCAGAAGCUACAUUUCAACUGAUCCCAAGACUUUGUGUCAUUCCUUUUGUCUAUGGCUGAAGUUUUGUUAGCAUUUAAACUGCCUUGUUAAAGAUUAUUUGAACAGUUACUUGCUGCCAUCUUUAUGCUUAUUUACAUAAUCAGUGUUUUGGUCUGAAGUGUGCUAAAUAAUUUUAUAUUUAGGGCAUGUUUAAAGUUUAGAUUUGAAAUAUCUUGUGACAACCACCCAAUCUAUGGAGAGUCCCAAUACAUUAACAAUGCACAAACAGACUAUAUCUCAAAGCAGUGUUUUUUUAAUUUAAAUUGAUUUUGCCAAGUCCAUGUAGUCACAACUUUGAGGAGUGGGGAAGGGAGGCUAAAAUGAGGUAUCUGUACAUCUACAUUUCCUUCCUCUAAGGGUGAGAUGUAAUAAGUGGCUUUGUUUUCAUAAAGGUGAUGGGCAUGACUUGCUGCAGUUUAGUAAAUAUUGGUGAUGUUGAAAAUGGCAAAUCUGUUCCCCUACACUCCUUUGUGGAUUUUUUCCAUUGAGUUGAUGAGGUGGGGUGGGGCAAUACUGGGCUAAAAGAUCAGGGGAGGACCUGGGUGAGAGAUGGUGAAAAGGAAUAAGGUUUUUCAUCCCAUGUAGAAUUUGGCAACAUAUGUACGUGGAUAUUGAGGUAAAGUAGAACGUUAUCCUCUCCAUGAUCUUGCACAUGCACAAUAAUCACGGGGGCAACGUGUUACAAGAGUAGAUUUAUCUUCAUACAACUGUCUUAAAUUGAGGCAUCAAACAGAUGAGGAAAAUGACAGAGAUGUGUGUUAAUCCGCACAGGUCCACCAUCGAUUUUCCCCUACAACUGGUGAACCAGCAUCGCCUUUAAUCUGUACAAAAUUACAAGAGCGCACUUUCCUCCCCCCGGAUGUGCACCUGCAAAUGUGAUGCCUAGGCCAGGUAAGGUGGCGGAUCAGGACUUCCAUGGCCAAUCAGCGGUCGAAUUUGCCCCCUGGGCACUGGAUCUCUGGCCCAGCCGGAGGAUCCGUUUCCUUGGCCAUGUGGGUUGGUAUCUCGGCGGAUCACUCAACCCUUCUGAGGUAGUGACCCCUAUUGGUCCGGUAAAACGGAUAAUUCAGAAAGGCUCCGGAACCAAGGGUGCUGAAAUAAAAUCUCUGGUGGACCUGUAUAUACCCGCUUUGUAGAGUUUUCCUUCCAAUUCACACUUGAGCAAGUGAGAAACUGGUAUAUUCUGCUUUUCACGUUUACUUUGCACAUGACCGGCUUAACUAACUAAGCUGGUUCUAAACAUCUUAUAAAAAUCAUACUGACCUAGAGGUCAUAUGCUGCAGCCUAUGAAGGUGAGAGGGGAAUUAAGACACAGAUUUCAGUACAGAAAAAAAAUAUUUUUUUUCUCUGGCCCUCACAUGAACAGGCAAAUUAGUAAAAUUGGCACCCCUUUUGAAAUGUUUUAUAUAUUGGUCUUUACCUAAAUGUGUGGAACCAAAAAUUUAAUCCCUAACCCCAAUUUACAGAUGCUGUCCUGUAAUUUAUUGUAAUUAAGAUUCAGACAACUUGAGUCUCCACUAGGAAUGUUAUAUUUUGCAUAUGUUGGUGCAAAAUAUAAAAGGAAUAUUUGGUACAUAGCACAUCUUCCUAACACUGCCUGUUUGGAAUCGGCUCACUGUCUGUUGAUUAUUGUUUUGCUGAGGCAAGUAAGUAAUGAUGGUGCACUUACACUUAAAUGAAAUGCUGAAAAUACUAAAUAGGUGAGGCUACAUCUAUGGGAAGGCAGAGUGGAGAAAUGGGCAAUGUUUCUCUUCCCACAGGUGCAGCUUGACUUGCUGAUUUUGUUUUUUUAUUUUAGUUCCAGCAUUUGCAGUUUUUGAUUUUCGUGCAUUUACAUUUAGCUUGCAUUGCUGUGAUUGAAACCUCAGGUGAUGAGAACAAAAAAAAAACUACCUCUGAAGAUUGUAGCAGAGAAUUACUGUGAAACAAUGUGAGGCAGAAAUAGUCAAUGCUUAAAUCUGUUUUUAUUCGGGGUUUGGGCAAGUCUUUGAGUGGGUGAACAGCAUGCUCCUUUCAAAUUUUCACACAUUUUGUAGAAUUCCUGAAAUGUGAAUCUAAAAUGUUAUUGCCUAAGGAGAUGUAAAGAGCAAAAUCAACAAAUACAACUAUGGAUAAUAA